ACAUUUAGACAAGGCUUUGGUAUUAUCUCGCCAGAGGAAGAGAUAGAAACUACGUACUGUACAGACAAGGGAGGACGCGGGAAGGAAAUAUUCGUCGUAAAAUGUGGCAAUAAACACACGGGUGGGCUCAGGGUGGAUGGAGUAUGUCGCGGCCAGAUUUAUCAGUACCGCGCGGGCCGGCGCCGCCGUAUGACUUCCAGCUGCAGGUGGUGAUGGUGGGCGAGUCCAGCGUGGGGAAGACUUGUAUCAUCAACAGGUUUACUGAGGACAAAUAUGAGGACCCCAUCUCUACUGUAGGCAUUGACUUCAAAAUUAGAAUAUUUGAGAUGUACGGCAAGAGAAUACGACUUCAAAUAUGGGAUACAGCAGGGCAUGAGAAGUUUAACACCAUCACCACACAGUACUACCACCGGGCAGACGGGGUCCUACUCGUGUAUGACAUCACCAGGGAACACACCUUUGUCAGCAUUCCCAAGUGGCUCAACCAAGUAGAUGUGUACGCCUCCCAUGAUGUGGAGAGAUACCUGCUGGGAAACAAGUGUGACCAGGAAGUGUUACGGGAGGUCCCCAGGGAGAGAGCAGAAAAGUUUGCUGUUGAGUACAACAUCAACUUUGUUGAGGUGAGCGCUAAGACCAACACAGGCAUCGAGCAUGCCUUCAGGGACCUGGUGGAGAGCAUUCUGCGGAAGAGGCCGGAUGCUGCCACAAUGAUGGACGAGAGAAUCCACCUGAACAGGGGCGACUACGAGAAGUCCCCGCAGCCCGGCACCAAGUCAUGCAGCGGGAGAUGUGUGUAGCAGUCGGAGCACAAGAGCUUGGACUAGACACACUUCUGUACUGAAACAUACAAUGUACAUCUUUACAUACCCUGGAUGCCAAACUAGUAUCGGGCCGUUAGCCGUUUUCCUUCGGCAGCCAAGAGCCCGUCGCCCGCCUAUCUAAAUUACCGCUACGGGGGAGUUGAGCCCGAGGGGUUUGUCCAGCCCUAUUACUAGUAAUAGUAGGGCGAAGGGUUCUUGGCUGCCAAGGGAAAAUGGCU
This is a messenger RNA of Branchiostoma belcheri (Belcher's lancelet), 1039 nucleotides long. Its product is annotated as ras-related protein Rab-10-like. Gene Ontology annotation, cellular component: recycling endosome; insulin-responsive compartment; Golgi apparatus. The record is from RefSeq and is a predicted model, not a curated record. Gene Ontology annotation, molecular function: GTP binding; GTPase activity. Gene Ontology annotation, biological process: cellular response to insulin stimulus. The transcript is spliced from 7 exons. NCBI's taxonomy places the organism in Eukaryota, Metazoa, Chordata, Leptocardii, Amphioxiformes, Branchiostomatidae. Bases 144 to 797 code for a protein of 217 amino acids.